AGUCAAAACUGACGUGUUCCGUGACUCGACUCAUAACGCGAGUUCUUUGGUAUCUUUUCUCGCAAUCAGUCAAGUUGCCAUUGGACGAGGCACCCAAGGAACGCAAUGAAUCGAAUCAGAAUCAAUCCACAAUCGAAGCUGCCAUAGCUUCUUGUAUUUCAAGCAACCAUGAUGAAGAGUAUCCUUGUCGGGGGUGUCUUGGGUCUGUUGAUCCCCUUGACCACGUCGUUCACGACGAUUCCAACGGUUGGUACCCAAGCACUCCGUUCCACCAGUUUGUUUGGCAUUGCCGUAGACGAUAUUGAAGAUGUUGGAUAUUACGCGAAAAUCAAGAAACCACUGGGAGUGGUCUUUGGUGAAAACAAGGAGCCUUAUCUUGGAUUGCGAGUGGACGAUGUGGAACUGGGUUCGGCAGGAGGCGCUGCAGGAUUGCGAGUGGGAGAUCAAUUGAUGGCCGUCAAUGACGUCGUCGUGAUUGGAAAUUCAUUUGACGAAGCCAUGGGACUCCUCCAAAGCAGCCCUGCCAAAAUGACACUGUUGCUGUACAGAGGAUCCGUCCGAGAUGUCUACAAUAUCCUCAAUAAGCGCGGUAUCGAGGCCGAUAGUGAUGGUGGAGAAGAAGAGGUCAUCAUGGAUGAAAACUACGAAUCUCCCGUCAGAGUAGAAGUUGUGCCAGAGGAAAACUUUGAUUUCAUGAAAGCAUUUUCCAAGCUCACAGGAGGAGGCGCUAAGAGAGAUCAAGAUGACGAUGACGAAUAUAUUGCAUCCGCUCCGCCCAAGCAAGAGAAAAAGAAAGGCGGCGGGCUGUUCGGCAUGUUUGGCGAGUCCAUUCAACUAGAUGGAGAUGAUGCCACUGGCACAAAAAUUAAAUGAACAACCCGAUCUGCUACAAAUAGGAACACAGUGGAUAUACCGGUAGCAAAGAAUUAACAGAGAAACAAUUCACACUUGGCAGAGAUGAUGCCAUACUCAAAGCCGACGUUGUAGAAACAAAAUUGAUACCGGAUUGAAUGCUGAUUGUUGUAUGUGUGACGC
This is a messenger RNA of Seminavis robusta, 1035 nucleotides long. NCBI's taxonomy places the organism in Eukaryota, Bacillariophyta, Bacillariophyceae, Naviculales, Naviculaceae. The record is from the annotation of a GenBank genome assembly.